CUGUGGUGUUGAGUGCUGACUGCUGACAAGGCGACAGACACCAGCUCGGUUUUAAGGGAGCGUGUAAUGCGGAGCCCUGACAACACAUCAAUGGACAGCACGUUGCCCAGCUGAGAUUGAAGCACUCGUUGCCCGUAAGUCCGGACCGCGGGAAUGGAUCUCACUUCGAAUUUCACCUCACUCGUCAAAACGCUGCGAUCUCGCAGCAAAGCGCUGGGAGACGUCGAUGAGCCCCGGAGCCCCCGAACUCAGAAAGAGAAGAGCCGCUUCAAUUCUAAAGCGAAAGAUGUAGUAAACAGUAUCUCUCAGAUGAAGGAAUUUUUCCUAGAGCAUCGGGAAGACUACAUAGACCGGAAUUUUUUGAUAUUCAACGGUUCGAAAAUGAGUGAUUUAGAGCGCGAGGAAAUUGAUUCCGAAGCCCACAAAUUCAUUGCCAAGUGCAAGCAAGUCAUCGGCAACCUUCGGAAAGAAAUAAACAUUUGUGCCUCGAGUCCGCAACAGAAAGCUCACCUCACGGCAGUGAUUCUGAUGAUUGAGGAAUAUCUCCGACUAGUCGGAAGAAUAUGGUCGAGCCAGAGAGCCUUGCGAAUGCGUCAAGCCGAAAGAAUGAGGGCUUUCGGUUCUCUGACCGGUGGUCAAACAGUGAGGGAAACUCCCGGCGGGGUCAUCGAAUCCACCGAGAGCACCGCGCUCGAUGAAGAUGAAUCUUUCGAGAAAGCUUCAGGUAAAAGGUGUAUUUUGGAGAAUGCGAUGUCGAAAAGAAGUCUCCCUUUCCACGAAGAUUCGCACCCCGAAGAGUUCAAAUCGGUAGAGAUCACUCAGGCCGAUGUUUUGGCAUUAGAGGAAGAGAAUACCCGACUCUACGAUGAGUUGAACUCGAUGGCGGAGCAGGUGAAAUUGAUAGGCGGUAGAGUCGAAGAAAUCUCGGAACUCCAAAAGCAGUUCGUGAAUAAGGUCAUCGAACAGGACGAGGAGGUGCAGCGAAUAGCUCUCAAUACGAUCCAUGCGACGGAGAGCGUCAAAGACGGAAAUGAACAAAUUCGGCAGGCAAUGCAAAACAGCGCCGGAAUGCGGGUUUCGAUUUUGUUUGUUCUGAUCGUGCUGAGUCUCUCUUUGUUAUUCCUGGACUGGUACAACCCGUGACGAGCUUUCACUAGGGGAAACGGCAUUAGAGGCUGCUGUGGAAUUUCUAAACUAAAUAAAUCUA
Galendromus occidentalis (western predatory mite) is the source of this 1207-nucleotide messenger RNA. It is a transcript of the gene Syx18, whose product is annotated as syntaxin 18. Gene Ontology annotation, cellular component: endoplasmic reticulum; SNARE complex. NCBI's taxonomy places the organism in Eukaryota, Metazoa, Arthropoda, Arachnida, Mesostigmata, Phytoseiidae. Bases 154 to 1143 code for a protein of 329 amino acids. Gene Ontology annotation, biological process: retrograde vesicle-mediated transport, Golgi to endoplasmic reticulum. The transcript has 2 exons. The record is from RefSeq and is a predicted model, not a curated record.